UAGGGGGGGUGGGGGGAAAGGAAGGAGGAGGGCUAGGUGCAGGGCUGGACUGCAGGACUGAAGGACUGGAUGCUAGCCUCAGUAGGCCCCAGCAGGUCCCAGAGAUGGCCUCCAACUUCAACGACAUCGUCAAGCAGGGAUACGUCCGCAUGCGCAGCAGGAAACUGGGGAUUUACCGUCGCUGCUGGCUGGUGUUUAAGAAGUCGUCCAGUAAAGGACCACGCAGACUGGAGAAGUACACUGAUGAGAAGUCAGCUUACAUCAGAGUCUGUCCUAAGGUGACAGAGAUCAGCAAUGUGAAGAAUGUAACAAGGCUCCCAAGGGACACCAAGCGCCAGGCGGUAGCCAUCGUCUUUACCGAUGACACCUCGCGCACGUUCACCUGUGAAUCAGAGCUAGAAGCAGAGGAGUGGUUCAAAACCCUGUCAAUAGAAUGCCUGGGGACCCGCCUCAAUGACAUCAGUCUAGGAGAGCCGGACCUGCUGGCGGCAGGUGUUCAGUGUGAACAUACAGAGCGUUUCAAUGUGUUCCUACUGCCCUGUCCUAACCUGGACAUCUAUGGGGAGUGUAUGAUGCAGAUCACCCAUGAGAAUAUCUACCUGUGGGACAUCCACAACCCUCGCACCAAACUGGUCACCUGGCCGCUCUGCUCCCUGCGCCGCUACGGAAGAGAUGCCACGCGCUUCACCUUCGAGGCUGGACGCAUGUGUGACAGUGGAGAAGGCCUGUACACAUUCCAGACGCGGGAGGGAGAGCAGAUCUACCAGAGAGUCCACUCCUCCACCCUGGCCAUCGCUGAGCAGCACAAGAGAGUUCUGAUGGAGAUGGAGAAGAACAGCAGAUUGUCUAAAGGUUCUGAGGCGGGCUCCUACCCCUGUACCCCCACGGCCAUCCUGCCCCGCAGUGCCUUCUGGCACCAUAUCACUGGCACCCAGGGGGGCAUGGACCCAGCCCAUGGUGACAUGUUUGGUGGUUCUCAGACUGGCGCUGAUGCAGACCUGCUCUCCACCCGGCUGCCCUCAGAGCCACGCCACGCUACCAUGCCCCUGGCACACAGCCGACACUCCCCCGCCCGCUACCCCACCUACCCCAGCCAGUGAUCCCAGGGGUGCAUUGCAGACCGCUAGCCUCCUCCACCAUACCCAUACUCUGUACCCUGCACUCCUCCCAUUCUCCUUUCUCUGCAGUGCUCACCUCGACUCCACGCCCCCUCAUCUACCCUCCAGCCAAUCAGGGUGGGGUGUGGGGAGUGGGCUCUCCCAUGGGGUCAUAGGACCUCCCCUAAAGCUGGGAGCUCUGUGAAGCAGGACGUGACAGCACCUCUGGUCUUCUCUAUAGUGGACGAGCCAAAGGCUGGUUACCUGAAGGAACUCCCAGAAUCCCUCACUGUGGGGGCAAAGUGCAUUGUUCGAGCCAGCAGUGGCUUGUUGCCUCUUAGUGAGCUGACAUUGUGUCACGAUGCAUCUCUCUCUCUCUAUGCAUGGCCCCGGAGGAGGAAGAUGAACAGCUCUGCUGUGGGCAUGGAGGACGAACAGGAGGAGGAGGGGUGUGAGCUUUAAGGAUGUGAUUUAGUGGGUGUCCUCUCUUCUAACCCCUGUGAUUUAUUUAUUUUUCUGACGGGAUUCAGUCAGCUCUCCAUCACCUCAACCCCCUUCGCAACAGACCUCUACAUGUACCUCAUGCCAGCUCUUAGCAAAGUUCAAUGUUAGGGGCUCAGGACGUCCCCAUAUAGCUCUUAUUUGGGGGCAGAACAGAAGGACCCCUUCCUACCAUCCCUGCUCUCCAGCAUGAUAGUGAUUGUGGCUCUCGCUCCAACCCAUAACCUCAAUCUGACAGACACGUAUGUAAGACAACAGUUUCCUCCCAAGAACUGACCUUGGCUUCCUUCUUCAACUCUGUGUGUGUGUGGGUGGAAGAGGGACUGUCCCUGGACAAUCAUCCAACCAAACACCUGGUCUAAUUCCACAGAGAAACAAAGGACCACUUGUCUUUCAUCUUUCUUUUUUUAAAACUUGUAGCAGACAUAACAACCUGACUUUGCCUUGUAUUCUGUUCUGUCUGAUAAAGAAAAUAGACAUAGAUUUUUCUGGGAGGAUAGAGAGAGGCGUGAUGAGAGAGAGGGAGGGAGGGAGCCGUCGAACCAUAUGCCUCUGAAGUUGUGACUUUGUUUGUUGUUUUCUCUUGGUUUCCUGCCUUUGGGUUGUGAAGACAUCCAAGGCUGUUCAUAAUAUGGUAAUAGGACCCUGUCUUCUGUGUGUGUACUGCAUGAAUGGGAUACACAGUUACUGACAUUUGGCCACUUUAAAACCUAUGUUAAGAGAUAAUUUAGACAUGGUAAAUAAUAAGCUAGAUUUUAAAAUGUAGACGUCACAAAGAUGUAGCCACUCCCUCAAACCUCAUCAUUAUUAUUGUAGAGAUCCUUGGUCUGAGGGAGACACCAUAGGCUGUGUCAUAGUGUGGCUCCUCAGUUAGUUUCCUCAUUGAGAUUCCUGUCAGGCACAAGUGCAUAAUGAACUAGUGAAGUUGUGAUAAUCAUUAUUAAUGUCCUGUGUUUUUAGUUUCACAACAUUCUGGUGUGUGGGGUGGGUUACCGCCUGACCAAAAUGGUUCUGGACAUGUUUGCACUUGAAGAUGUUUUUUUCUUAUUUUAAAUGUGUUUUGAUAAUUCAGGAGCCAUUGCUCUUAAUUUGGGUCAUGUGAGGGAUAAGCACAGAUCUAGGGCAGGUUGGUUAGUUACCUGCCUCAGAGGACCCUCACAUGGAGUCCUUUUAUUUUAGGACUGUAGCCUAGAUACUGCUGGUGGUUAGUUAGUAGAUGACUGUUGCACAAAGAGAGAAAAACAUGUUUUUAAUAGUUGGAAGUAUAAAACCUGCCCUCUACACAGUUCUGACAUCAGAUUGGGCUUAUAACUAAUAAUGCUAAUUAUUUAAACCCAUCUCAACAUUAGCAGAUUUGACUGACUGAUCUAAGACUUUCCAACUGUGUAUUAAUUUGUGACACUUGGAUAUAACCCAACUAAUGCACCCUGUAGUUAGAGAUGGGACUAAUAUGAAAAUAUAUAUAUAUAUAUAUAUAUAUAUAUAUAUAUAUAUAUAUAUAUAUAUAUAUAUAUAUAGUAUAUCACCACUGUUAAAGUUACUGUACGUGAAGCUUAUAAAAUGAGGUAAUUUUCUAAUCUCCUUGACAAGGAUGUUUUGGUAGGGACAUUGUGUAAUGUUAUUUAUUUGAUUUGGCCAGAGUGGGACAGUCUGAUGUCUAAGGCUACUUAUUCAAUGCUGGAAUCCAAUAAAACACACAUUUACAGUUUCUGUAUUAUUUAUCAUAAAGGGCUAAGCUUUUUGUUGAACAUAAUCUUUACCCUAUGUAUUGUGUGUUUGUGUACAUACAUGAGUUGUUGUUGCUGCCCUCUUGGGCUCUUGUAUAUACAGCUAUUUAUUUCACAUCAUGUGGUCUCUAGAUGUGUGUGUGUGUGUGUGAGAGAGUGUGAUGUGUAUGUGUGUAUGUUCUGUGACAGGGAUUAUUUGGGGGAUGUUUAUUUGAAAUGCAUGCACUCAACACAUUUUUAUACUGUGUAACGAUGGCAAGAUUGAAAUGUUGUGGACUUGUUUGGGUGGAGAUUUUUAGAGACGAUUACUUGGCACGGGGAAAUAAAGAACAAAAAUUCACCUGA
Molecule: messenger RNA, 3670 nt
Organism: Coregonus clupeaformis (lake whitefish)
Lineage: Eukaryota; Metazoa; Chordata; Actinopteri; Salmoniformes; Salmonidae
Product: docking protein 4
Exons: 8
Coding region: 105-1100 (331 amino acids)
Biological process (GO): positive regulation of MAPK cascade; cell surface receptor protein tyrosine kinase signaling pathway
Cellular component (GO): cytoplasm
Source: RefSeq, a predicted model, not a curated record